Messenger RNA from Alligator sinensis (Chinese alligator), 4354 nucleotides. It is a transcript of the gene RIPOR2, whose product is annotated as RHO family interacting cell polarization regulator 2. The record is from RefSeq and is a predicted model, not a curated record. Lineage: Eukaryota; Metazoa; Chordata; Crocodylia; Alligatoridae.
CAAGAAGAUCUAACCAUACCUGGAGAAACAGAUGUCUUCUGUGAAGAGGUGGCAGAUAUUUGCAGAAAAGAGAGGAAUAUCUUCCAGGCUCCCAGAAAUCAUGUCAGUAGGAUCGCAAUCAUUCUCCCCUGGAGGCCCCAAUGGCAUCAUUAGAAGUCAGUCCUUCGCUGGCUUCAGCGGUCUGCAAGAAAGACGCUCUAGAUGUAAUUCCUUCAUCGAAAAUUCCUCUGGGCUCAAGAAGCCCCAAGCAAAGGUGAAGAAAAUGCAUAACUUGGGACAUAAGAACAGCACCAUGCCCAAAGAGCCGCAGCCAAAAAGGAUGGAAGAGGUCUACAGGGCCUUAAAGAAUGGACUGGAUGAGUAUCUGGAAGUUCACCAGACAGAGCUGGAUAAGUUGACUACUCAGUUAAAAGACAUGAAAAGAAACUCCCGCCUGGGAGUGCUGUAUGAUCUAGAUAAGCAAAUCAAAGCAAUUGAAAGAUAUAUGAGAAGACUGGAGUUCCACAUUAGUCAGGUGGAUGAGCUGUAUGAAGCCUAUUGUAUCCAAAGACGACUCUGUGAUGGUGCCAACAAAAUGAAGCAAGCAUUUGCAAUGUCUCCUGCCAGCAAAGCAGCUCGAGAGAGUCUGUCUGAAAUCAACAGAAGUUACAAGGAGUACACAGAGAACAUGUGUACCAUUGAAGCAGAACUGGAAAGCCUAUUGGGGGAGUUUUGCAUCAAGAUGAAAGGUCUGGCUGGCUUUGCUCGUCUCUGUCCUGGAGAUCAGUAUGAGAUCUUUAUGAGGUACGGGCGACAGCGAUGGAAACUAAAAGGCAAAAUAGAAGUGAAUGGCAAACAGAGCUGGGAUGGAGAAGAAAUGGUCUUCCUUCCUCUGAUUGCUGGGCUGAUUUCCAUUAAGGUCACAGAAGUUAAAGGACUUGCUACUCACAUCCUGGUGGGAAGUGUGACCUGUGAAACAAAGGAUCUGUUUGCAGCCCGACCUCAGGUGGUUGCUGUUGACAUCAAUGAUCUUGGCACGAUAAAGCUGAACCUUGAAAUCAUCUGGUACCCAUUUGAUGUUGAGGACCUCACUCCCUCCACGGGAAAUGUGAACAAGGCAUCUGCUCUCCAGCGGAGGAUGUCUAUGUAUAGCCAAGGCACUCCAGAAACACCAGUCUUCAAGGAUCGCUCAUUCUUUUCCAAUUCACCAGACGACAUUUUUGAAAAUGGGAUGACAUCCAUUGAGAAGAGACCCCUCUCGUUCACUUUUGGUGAUGUGCCCUAUGAAGAUGGAGUUCCCCCAGCCAACUUGGAUUCUUCCUCGGCCACUGUCAGUUCCAAUCCUGAAAUUACUACAGAGCACAGUGCCUGUAAAUCCUUAAACUCAAUCUUGGACAGUACUAGUACAAACUCAUCCAUGAACUCCACACCUGAGUCAAAAGACUUCAAAUCACAGCUAGAGCACACACCAGUAAAUGAAAACAAGACAUUUUCAAGAGCUGUUUCUGAAGGUUGCCAAAAGCUUUCAGGUCCUGGAAAUGAUGCCCUCUUUAUAGAUACUAGUGUCCCUGUGUCUCUCCUCCAGGAUACAGAUGAAGUGUCAGAGCUAAAACCUGUAGAACUGGACACGUAUGAAGGCAACAUCACUAAACAGCUGGUAAAAAGUCUUACCUCAGUGGAGGCUCCAGUGAUACCUGAAAGGCUGCAGUGUGAGGGAUCAAUAAGUGGGGAAUCAGAAGGAUAUAAGUCUUACUUAGAUGGAAGCAUAGAAGAAGCCUUGCAAGGGCUUCUUCUAGUACUUGACCCACAUAAAGAGCAGUAUAAGGAAUUUCAGGACCUGGACCAAGAAGUGAUGCAUCUAGAUGACAUCCUAAAAUGCAAGCCAGCAGUAGACCGGAGCAGGUCCUCCACUUUAAGUCUAACAGUUGAAAGUGCUUUAGAAAGCUUUGAUUUCCUGAACACCUCUGACUUUGAUGAUGAGGAUGGUGGAGGUGAUGAGGGUUGUAAUGGUGAAGGAGGUGCUGACUCAGUAUUUUCAGACACUGAAACUGAGAAGACUAGUUACAGGACAGAACACCCAGAAGCCAGAGGGCAUCUUAGCGAAGCUUUGACAGAAGACACGGGAGUUGGUACCAGUGUAGCUGGAAGCCCUCUUCCAUUGACCACAGGGAAUGAGAGUCUUGAUGUAACCGUAGUUAAGCAUUUGCAAUAUUGCACACAGCUUGUUCAGCAAAUUGUGUUCUCCAGUAAAGCUCCAUUCGUAGCAAGAAGCCUCCUGGACAAGCUGUCCAGGCAGAUCCUUGUGAUGGAGAACAUAGCAGAGAUCAGUAGCGAAAAUCUGGGAAACAUCAACUCCAUCACUGAAGCAAUUCCAGAAUUUCAUAGCAAGCUAUCCUUGCUGUCCUUCUGGACUAAAUGCACUGGUCCCAUAGGGUUGUAUCAUACCUCUGCUGAUAAGAUGAUAAAACAGCUGGAUAUCAAUUUUGCUGCUGCUGUGAAUGAAGAAUGCCCAGGACUUGCAGAAACAGUAUUUAGAACCCUGGUGUCUCAGAUCCUGGACCGAACAGAACCGAUCCUCCCCUCCAGCCUGCAGUCAGAAAUUAUAACCGUCUUUCAGUAUUACCAUUAUUUUACCAGCAACAGUGCUAACGACCUGGGAAACUAUUUGCUACAGCUUGCAAAAGAAGCUGCAGUGGUUCAGAUGCUACAGUCAUUAAAAAACGGAAAAUUGAAGCAAAAUAUUGCAGAAAUAACCUCUAGCAACCUGCCACCCCAGCAGGAAGUGCUGAGGGCUUUGGCUUUACUUCUGAUUGAAAACAAAAAUGAAAUCAGUGAGGCCGUGACAUUACUCCUGUCAACUACAGCAGAAAACAGGCACUUCAGAGAAAAGGCCUUGAUGUAUUAUUGUGAAGCAUUAACCCAGCCUAGUCUCCAUCUCCAGAAAGCAGCUUGCAUGGCACUGAAAUGCCUCAAGGCUACUGAAAGUAUUAAAAUGCUAGCCACACUCUGCCAGUCUGAGGAUGAAGAGAUCAGAAAAAUAGCAUCUGAAACUCUGCUCUCUCUUGGUGAAGAUGGGCGGCUGGCAUACGAACAGCUGGAUAAUUCCCUCGGGAAUUUGUUAAAGUUGGAGGCCGUCGUGGGACUGAAGCUGCCACAGCCUUUUAGGUGCAAGAUAACUCACCUACCAUUGUCCAGUGAAAAAGACUGGCUUAAUUAGCAGGGUGGUGUUGUAAUUUAAACUGCCAGUAAAAAUAUAAUCCAACUUUUGAAGCAUGUUAUAAAACUGUCCUGAAAUGCAGCAGCUUAGAUUUUUAAAGAAAAAAAGCAUGCAAAAUGCAGCUCCUGAGUUCCUCUUGGCCCUUUGCCAUAGCUUACGAUAGAAUGGAUAUUUGCUGAAGAAUAAUGCAAUUCCAUCUGCUUCGGAGUGAAUGAUGAGCCUCAGCAAACUUGUAUGAGUUUUUAGAAAUCAGCAUCUGGAUAUAUUUCACAGGACUUUGUACUAUUUUUUGCUGAAGUUGUUGUAAAAGCUUGGAAUCUGAUGCUGUAUCUAAAAACGAGAAGUGGGAGGCCACCCAAGUAGGACUAUAGAGCACUGCUUUCUGCAUACUAAGCUAAGUGUCUGAUGCCUUGGUCCCUCAGCAGCUCUGCUGCAGCCUAACAUACCACUCAGCUACUCAGUUCUGUUUUAAUAAUGAAAUAUAGAAUGAGUUUCUUCAAAUCAAGCCUUGCCUCCAGAAACAGCAUGACGUAAGCCCCAGGGGAUGUCACUUCAGCUAUUUGCAUUAAAUGCCUCUGCUGAUCUUUUAUUUCCUCUCUCUUGCCCUCAAGUAUUGAACCACCAUUAAUCCAGGGAUUUACUUGUGCUAUCAAACUAUUACGUAGGUUUUGUAGAAAUAAAUGGAAGGUUAACAGAGCUCAUUUUUCAAACCAAGGAAAGGCUAAUAUAGUACAAUUAAUUGCAUAAAUCCCUCAAGUUGGUUUUGUUCCCUAGGUAACAAUUAGGAGUGGGUUUCAUGCAUGCUGACUAGUGGAUGGCAGCUUGCUAUAGUGUAGUUCCAUCAUAAAGAACAGCAUACAAAAAGGAACUUGAGGCUACAAUAAAUGCAGUGUGAAAGAAAUACAUUUUCUACCCAUUUCGUAAGAGACAGGAUACUUCAAGCUGUUGAUUACAGACUUUAAGUUAACAGAAAAAGAGGUGAGUGCAAUUUUAACACAAGGGUGUUCCUGUGCAGCAAUUUGUUUUACAUUGAAUACUAUUUAGAUGUCAAUUAAAUCAUCCAGAUUUUGAUAGACUUAUCUAAGAGAAAGGUUACCAAGAAUUCACUUAAAAAAGAAACCUUACACGCCAAAUACACUGGCAGACAGUUUUUGACUG